GCACGAAGAAAUCUUUCGAAUGCAUCUUCAUAAUGGCGUCCUUAAACCAGGAGCAGCUCAAAAUCUUGGAACAAACGCGCCAGCGGCUUCUUCAUCUGACGCAAUCCCUUGGCUCGCUGUCAAACAGCAUCAACCAAAGCGAUCCGUUGCCGCCAUGGUCCUCCCUCCAAUCCCAAGCCACGAUCAUAUCCAACAACCUACUUUCCAUCUCUCACCUCCUCACUGAACACCAAGAGCUCCUCUCUUCUAUCGUCGCCUAUCCAACGCCCAACUUCCCAGGACGCACAGAGUCUACCAUCCUGCACCAGCUAAUGCGCACGAAACUAGAACCUCGCGUAGAAGAAUGGGUCGCUAGAGGAAGAAACGUAGCCAGGCAUAAUACUGCUUCAUCGCAAAUCCGGGCGCAACAGGGGGCUGCGGGAGAAGGUGAGACUGUCCGCCUAUCCGUGGAUGAGUUACUUGAUCUGUGGCACUGGGCCCCCAUCGCAGCGAAUAUGGAGGCUCGACGGAGGGAUUGGGGUGGCGACUAUACGCUGGAAGAAAAGGAAAUGGGUGUGAAAAAUGUUAUUACGGGCCUGAAGAGACAACUUGAUGAAGGUGACGAGGAGGAGGAAGAGGAAGAGGAGGAGGAGGAGGAGGAGGAGGAUAUGCAGGGCGAAGAGAUGGAAGUGGUCGUGGGCGCACAUACUAAGGCUGGUGGGGGUUCGGGCGUGGAAUUUGAUAUUGCUAGAGGGAGCAGUCAUAUCCCUUCGAAACCUGUGGCGCCUGGUAUGCCACUUGAUGACAUUUUUCGAUUUAUGAUGACGGGUGCGCCGCCGAGGCCAAGAUAACCCGGAUUGAUUUGCUGGAAGUUGUGGAAGAGCUUGUUAUUACCAUUCGAGGAGCUCUUUUUAACAUGAUACCAUGAUUGCGACUGGUCCGAAUAGAUGCCGUGAUUGCAUAUUUACCGGAGAUGUGAGAUGGGAUCAAACUGGAUUAGAAGGUGAUAUUAAUACUUUUGUUACUUUACAUUGCAUAUAGAG
This is a messenger RNA of Coccidioides posadasii C735 delta SOWgp, 1022 nucleotides long. RefSeq lists its product as uncharacterized. The record is from RefSeq and is a predicted model, not a curated record. NCBI's taxonomy places the organism in Eukaryota, Fungi, Ascomycota, Eurotiomycetes, Onygenales, Onygenaceae.